This is a messenger RNA of Anguilla anguilla (European eel), 858 nucleotides long. Its product is annotated as vegetative cell wall protein gp1-like. The transcript is spliced from 2 exons. Bases 1 to 858 code for a protein of 285 amino acids. The record is from RefSeq and is a predicted model, not a curated record. Lineage: Eukaryota; Metazoa; Chordata; Actinopteri; Anguilliformes; Anguillidae.
AUGAAUCUUAGCCGGUCUCCAGGAUCCCUGCACACCAGUGCAAACAUUGACUCAGUGCUGUAUGCUGACUGUCUGAGCUCCUUUACCCUCUGCUUAUUGGGAAUUCUCUCCCUAAACAUCACCCAGGAAACCGCCAUCAGCAGCCCAAUCACAGCCCUCCCAGUCUGCACCAGCCUCACCCAAUCACAGCCCUCCGAGUCUGCACCAGCCUCACCCAAUCACAGCCCUCCCAGUCCGCACCAGCCUCAGCCAAUCAUAGCCUUCCCAGUCCGCACCAGCCUCAGCCAAUCACAGCCCUCCCAGUCUGCACCAGCCUCACCCGAUCACAGCCCUCCGAGUCUGCACCAGCCUCACCCAAUCACAGCCCUCCGAGUCUGCACCAGCCUCACCCAAUCACAGCCCUCCCAGUCUGCACCAGCCUCACCCAAUCACAGCCCUCCCAGUCCGCACCAGCCUCAGCCAAUCACAGCCCUCCCAGUCCGCAUCAGCAUCAACCAAUCACAGCCCUCCCAGUCCGCAUCAGCAUCAACCAAUCACAGCCCUCCCAGUCCACACCAGCCUCAGUCAAGCACAGCCCUCCCAGUUCGCAUCAGCAUCAACCAAUCACAGACCUCCCAGUCCACACCAGCCUCAGCCAAUCAUAGCCCUCCCAGUCCGCAUCAGCCUCAGCCAAUCAUAGCCCUCCCAGUCCGCAUCAGCCUUAGCCAAUCACAGCCCUCCCAGUCCGCACCAGCCUCUGGAAGCCCUGCUGUCCACAGAGAGGACGAUGCCCAGUCUCACACGCCCGUCACGCCCACCCUGGCACCAUUCCACCGCCCCGCUGUUUACCCGGUCGCUACGGCGAUGACGGAGUGUUGA